Molecule: messenger RNA, 3153 nt
Organism: Triticum aestivum (bread wheat)
Lineage: Eukaryota; Viridiplantae; Streptophyta; Magnoliopsida; Poales; Poaceae
Product: F-box only protein 8-like
Exons: 1
Coding region: 57-1235 (392 amino acids)
Molecular function (GO): protein binding
Source: RefSeq, a predicted model, not a curated record
AUUCCGACUCUCUCUCCACCGAAACAGAAACACCAACCUCCCCUCGGCCGGCGACCAUGGCGGAGGCCGCGGCCGCAGGAGCGACGCCUCUCCUCCGCAACCUCCCCGAUGAGAUCGUGCUCUGGGAGAUCCUCGCCCGCCUUGACCCCAGAUCGCUCAUCCGCUGCCGCGCCGUCCGCCGCGCCUGGCGCCGCGCCACCUCCACCCGUCGCUUCCUCCUGGCCCACCACGCACGCCAGCCCGCAUUCCCCAUCGCCGCCGACAACAGGUACCGUAACUUCCUCGCCUUCGACCACCGGUCCGCCGCCACCGCCGACGCCCAGUUCCACACCGUCGCCCGGCUUGGCGGGUCCUUCAGUCUGGAGCUCUGCUGCGACGGCCUCCUCCUCGUCGCCAAGUCUGGCAUGCUUGGCAAUCGCGCCCGCCUCGCCGUCUGCAACCCGGUAACGCGUCAGCACGCCUCCCUCCCGCCCCUGCCGGACUUCAACAUCCUGGGGAUGUACCUACACGGACCUACCGACGAGUACCGGCUGUUACUGCAAUGGAGGGGCGCAAUGGACUGGGGGGACGACAGUGACUUUGACUCGCCUACAGGCAAAAAUGGCUGCUAUGUCUUUGCGCUGGGAUCCGACCAGCCACCGAGGUACAUCGGGUUGUCGGAGCCCAAAUUCUCGUCGGCUUACUUCCACGGACCUGCCCGGGUGCGUGAUAGCCUGCAUUGGUGCCUGUUUUAUCGCCCAGGCGAGACCCCACUGGAGGAUUGUGAGGCUGGAUGGGAACUGGUGGUAUUUGACACCAUAGCUGAGUCAUUUCGGCAGAUGCAUGCUCCAGUUGAUCCCACCAAGUCAUGCAUCCUUGAGAUGGAUGACAUGCUUGGCAUCUAUUGCUGUAACAAGGCUGCGGAAGUUGUUGAUAUAUGGGUGUUGCCGAACUACGACAGUGAGGUUUGGGACUUGAAGUACCGGGUUGCAUUGCCGAUCGCAGAAAUCAGGGGAAAGCUUGAAGGCCAUGAUGGUGAGUGCUAUUGGUAUGUGACCGUUGCUUCGGGUGGUGGUGACGAGCUCUUGCUGGCCAGUUUUGGUCGUUCGCUGUUUUACAUUGACACUCAUGGCAAACUGGUUGCUAGCUUCCAAGACAUCUUUCCCUCUAGGCAUCGGCUCAAACAAACUCUUGUUCCGCAUGAUUUCUUCAGAACAGUAAAAGGUCAGGCUGUCGACGCUUCACCUUUCAUCUGACGGAUGUUGAGAGAGGCGGUGCUUCUUAACAGGCUAGUUUUCAUAUCCUCGUGAGUUGUAAUGUCUAUGUAUUGGAUCAAGUAUGGGCCUGCUGAUUUCUUCUUUUUGUGUCAAUCAGAAGUGACUGUCAUGUGGUUGCAUGAAACCUAUGCUUGUUUCACACUUUAGAUACCAUUUCGGGAUGAAGUGACUACUGCUUGUGUUGAUGCUAAAUUUACCAAGCCGUUUUGUUCUGCUUUUGAAAUAUUGUCGAACUCAUCCGCCUCAUGUCUCUAUUUUCUUGGGCUGAGGACAUGCUUUAUUCUAUAUUCAUCUAGUGUUCUUCUCCAUACUUGAUAUUAAGCAUUCUUUAUGCCUCACAUCACUGUUUCUUGAACUGAAGAAUUGAUCGAUUUACCUCUUGAUCUAGUGGUCUUCUUAAUAGUCAAUUUUUUUGUGUGUUUGCUGUUUGUACCCUUUGUUGUAGCUGGCAAUGAGAAGAGGCAGGUUUUACUCCUUGCCGACUUGAAGCUGCACCUGACUUCUAGAAUACCUUGGAGCACAACUAAUUUAAUUAAAUGCUUGCAUGUUGCAUCAUAGUCAACUUCUCAAUGAAUUGUUCUGUUAUAAUUCAGUUUUCUUCAUGCAUCUAUCUAUCACAUCUACCACCGUCAACUGUGGCUGUCUGUUGCUGGUUAUAAGUUAACUAGUAUAUGAGCUCAGUUGAUGUGAUCCUCUCGUAAAUUAAACUUGGCUUAUGCAGGAUCAUGUAUUGGAUUGUAGGCUUGCAGCAAUGUGCAUUUGUGGGAGAUGAUUGAUGGUCAUAGAGCCAUCUUAUGUGUGUCUGUCUUGAUAGCUUCGAGCAGAUCUAUUUAUUGCAGGAUUUAGACAUGUUUUACUUUAACAAAUGAUUCCAAAUCCUUUUGAUUUCUUGUGUAUAAGAUUUUAGGCUAGGUUUCAAUGUCAUAUUUACACCCUUUGCUCAAUAGCUAAUAAAAUAAUAAGAGAAAUGAUGGACAUGGUUAGUUAGGUCUUACGGAGACUAAGCUCACCACUAUAUCGAGAAUUGGACAUGUCUGUAGUAGCAUUGUUCUAGAAAAGUCUGGUACCGCAGUCCUGAAAAUCUAUGAAUAUCUUGUUGCAUUUUUCUGUUGCACAGUUUGCAAUUAUUACCUAUUAUUAUUUCAAUUCAAUUGUUAACCAUUUUGAUAGAUGCUUCAUGCGAAGCUUGUAGCACAAUUGUUGUUAAUAACUUCUUUGGUGGUGCUGUGCAUAUAAAAGUUCCGGGCACAAUUUGUUUUUUGUUGUUUCUACAUGCGUUUGGUAGAUUCAGAUGUUAACAUAUUUCUGCUGGCAGGUGCUGUACUUUACAGAUUUUUUUGCGGGUGUACUUUACAGUUAGUAACAUCAUGUUCAGAGCGCACAGACAUGCUGUUUGGACUUCGGAUCAUACUAUGAAACAGAAGUUGUUUAGGAUUGAGGGCAUGCUUCAUUCUGUUUAUCUAGUGUUCUUCUCUUGCUGGUCAGUUUUGGUCAUUGGCUGUUUUACGUUGACACUGAUGGCAAACUGGUUGCUAGCAUCCAAGACAUCUAGGCACCGGCUCAAACAAACUCUUGUUCCGCAUGAUCUUUUCACAACACUAGAAGGUUACGCUGUGGAUGCUUCACCUUUAAUCUGAGGGCUGUUGAGUGAGUCGUUGCUUCUUAAUGGCCUAGUUUUCAUAUACUCGUGAGUUGCAGUGUUUAUGUAUUGGAUCAAGUAUGAGCCUGCUGAUUUCUUCUUUUUGUGUUGAUCAGAAGUGGCUGUCAUGUGGUUGCACGAAAGCUAUGCUUGUUUCAGACUUUAGAUACCAUUUCGGGAUGAAGUGACUACUGCUUGUAUUGAUGCUAAAUACCAAGCCGGUUUGCUCUGCUUUUGAAAUAUUUUCGAACUGAUCCA